AUGAAGAUUUUCUAUCAUGGACUCAAUUCUUCAUCGCAGACAGCUACCAAUGCGGCAGCAGUAGGAGGUCUGUUGGACAAAACAUAUGACGAAGCAAAGAAUAUUCUUGAUCGCAUCUCGAAAAACCAUGAAGAUUGGCAAGAAAGCAAUCAAAGAACUAAGUCUAGAGAAGGGAAUAUAGGGAAAGAACAAUGCCAAGCAGUCACCUUAAGAAGUGGAAAGACGGCAAUAGAAGUCAGGAAGGAGCCUAGCAAGACUGAGUCAAAGGAGCAACCUGCGAUUGAAUCAAAGAAACAUUUAUCGCAAACUGAGUCAAAUGAGUCCGAGACUAUGGAACAAGAAGAUGCGAUCACCUCUAAGACUCUAGACUAUGAAACAUUGAAAGUACAACUACCUUCAUUUCCUCAAAAACUGAAAAAGAAACAAAAUGAUGAAGGUCAGUAUCAUCGCUUCCUGGAAAUAUUGAAACAAUUGCACAUCAAUAUUCUAUUCAUAAAAGCGAUAGAGCAGAUGCCAGUGUAUGCCAAAUUUUUUAAGGACAAUGUCUCGAAGAAGAGAAGCACGGGAAGAUUCACCACGGUGGCAUUGACACAAGAAUCAAAUACUAUAAUCCCACAAAAGAUGCGUGACCCAGGACAGUUAACACCCACAACGGUGUCUCUUCAACUCGCGGAUAGGUCCUUGGUGCACCCUGAAAGAAAAUUAAAUGAUGUCUUGGUAAAAAUAGACAAAUUCAUUCUACCUGCAGACUUCAUUAUCUUAGAUUAUGAGGCGGAUAAAGAUGUUCCAACCAUAUUGGGACGACCAUUCUUGUCCACUGAUCGUGCUCAAAGAGAUGUGCACAAGAGACAAAUCACAAUAAGCAUCAAUGGAAAGAAGCUCAGAUGA
Molecule: messenger RNA, 888 nt
Organism: Benincasa hispida (wax gourd)
Lineage: Eukaryota; Viridiplantae; Streptophyta; Magnoliopsida; Cucurbitales; Cucurbitaceae
Source: RefSeq, a predicted model, not a curated record